Messenger RNA from Sander lucioperca (pikeperch), 4496 nucleotides. RefSeq names its product small ArfGAP 1 (gene smap1). The record is from RefSeq and is a predicted model, not a curated record. The transcript is spliced from 11 exons. Gene Ontology annotation, biological process: regulation of clathrin-dependent endocytosis. Lineage: Eukaryota; Metazoa; Chordata; Actinopteri; Perciformes; Percidae. Gene Ontology annotation, molecular function: metal ion binding; GTPase activator activity. Bases 1 to 1236 code for a protein of 411 amino acids.
AUGGACUAUAAGCCCCACCGGUCAAGUUUAUUGAACGGCCGUCACAGCACUAAGAGGCACUACGGUCCUCGAUGGGCAUCAUGGAACCUCGGGGUGUUUAUGUGCAUCCGCUGUGCCGGCAUCCACCGCAACCUGGGUGUCCACAUCUCCAGAGUCAAAUCUGUCAAUCUGGACCAGUGGACACCCGAGCAGAUCCAGAGUAUGGUGGACAUGGGCAACAGCAGGGCCAAACAGCUGUAUGAAGCCUACCUACCAGAGAACUUCAGACGGCCACAGACAGACCAAGCAGUGGAGGUCUUCAUCCGGGACAAGUACGAGAGGAAGAAGUACUGCAACAAGGAGGCCCUGACUGCAGCUCCACCCAAGUCCUCUGAAGCAGCUCCUCCGUCCACCUCACCGUCCUCCCAGGCUGACAGAAGCCAACAGGAGAAGGAGCAUGAAAAGAAUAAAGAGAAGAAGAAGGAUGUUAAUAAAGUGGAGAAACAAAACAACACAAAGCAGUCCGAGUGUAGAGCCAGUCCCAAGGGAAGCACAGAGCCGGCUGUGGACCUGCUGGGCCUGGAUGCUCCAGAGGGUGAUGGGAGGGGCUCGAGUGGUGCUGCACCAAUCAGCGAUGAACUGGACAUCUUUGGACCAAUGGUCUCCAACCCUCUUCCCUCUUCCAACAACACACAGCAGUCUGGUUCCAGUCAAGCACCUCCACAGGCGGACCCCUCCACCUCGUCCUCUUCCUCCUCCUCUACCUCCACCACUACCACCACGAAGGCGGAGGAGAAGAAGCUUUUAUCUAAAGACUCCAUCCUGUCUCUGUACGCCAGCAGCUCAGUGGCCAGUCAACCGCAGAGCCAGCAUCAGCCUGCUCCAGGACAAGGAAUGUACGUGGGCCAGCCUCAGAUGCCGUUCACUCCGCAGGGUUUUGCUCCAGGGAUGGGAGGAGCCGCCAUGGGCGGAGGAGGGGCCACAAUGCCUGGCAUGGCGAUGCCCAACUGCGGCUACAUGGGCAUACAGCAGCAGGGCGGGUUGCCAGCCAACCAGAACAUUUACAGCAUGCAGCCAGGACAGCAGCAAGGACAGUGGAACAUGAGCCAGAUGACCCAGCAGAUGUCAGGCAUGGAUGUGAGUGGUGGAGUGCCGGCGCCAGCCACUUUCAGCCAGGCAGGGGCCCCUGCGGCUGGCUGGCCCGCGGCUCCACCUGCAGCUACUGGCCAGACCCUCAGCACUCAGCUGUGGAAGUGAGGAAAAGGGGGUCCGGAGGAGUGGGGGAAAAACGGAGGGCAGUUAUAUGGCAACAAAAUACCCCAACAAAAAACCUACACAUCUUCACCGUGAUUCCUUUAAAAAGCCAAGAUAACAUCACACUGGAUUGAGAGAUAAAAAAAAGAAAGACUGGCAGCUGUUGUUUCCCUUCUUUAUUCAGCUUUCCUCAUCCUUUUUGAUUUCUUUUUGUUGUUGUUGUCUGAAGAAAGAGACAAAAACAGCAGAAUCGACAGCAAAAGAAAGCUGCUGGACCAAUAACUUCAAGUGUGUAUUAUAGUAAUAUUAUAGCAUCACCAAAAUGGAUAGUUAGUGAAUAGUCUUUCAAUACCUACAGUAGAUAUGGCUAUCUCAUGGUUGGCUUAUGCUACUAUUAGUGCGUUCCAUUUGUACUCUGAAGUCGGAUUUUCCGAGGUCAAAGUUGGAAACACGCCCCCUGACCUUGGAUUUCCGAGCUCGGACCUCGGACAACCCCGCAGUACCCCAAGUUCAAAAUCCAACAUGGCUUCCCCGUGCAUCAACAGUUGGGAAAGCUGUAGUAACAUACAGUUAUUAGCCCUUCUGUCUUAUUUGUGUAUGUCUAAACCAGUCGUACACACAGUCCUGUCCAUCUUCUAUCUGUGGUAUCUAUGUUGCUACGCUGUUUGUAUGCACAAAAACAGCGCAAUGCGUUGUCAUCAACUGGUAUUGCUAGCUAACCCCAAAAUAAAAAAUCCAACUUGUAAAUGGAACCCAUUCAUCUCGGGUGUGACGCCAUUCCCAGCUCCGAGUUCCAAGGUAAAUGGAAGGCACUAUAUGUCCUCACCCCCCUCUCUGCUGUGUAUAAUGUAACUCUCCCCUCUUCCUCUCUCUCCCUCCCCCUCUCUGUAGGGCGAGCUGAGUCUUGUAGCAGAUAGUCGUCUGAAUAGUACUGUAUUUAUGUGAUUAUGAUGUGAACCUCACACUUUUUCAGAGCCAUAAGAGACAGGUUGAUGCUAAUUUUGGUUUGAGUUCUCUUCAUCCCCAUGGGGGAAAUUAUCUGGAGACGAGGUUCUCCAGUUGACUUUGAGCAUCAUGUGGAGCUAAAUAGGGUUUGACUGACAUGGGUUUAAAGCUGCUUAUACGGUAGAUAGUUAUUUUGCACUGAUUCACUGAGUUAUUGUCACGUAAUUUGACAUUGUAUAAUUACAACCACCUGAGGGGUGGUUUGGAUUGGAGUGUUUUAAUCCAAACCAUGAUCUUUUCCCUAAACUUAACUAGUCUUUUUCGUGCCUAAACUUAACUGCCGUUGUCGUAGCUGUAUCCCUUUUAACCAACUUACAGUAUAUAUUAAAAUAACUGCACCAACCACAGGGUAAACUUUGUUCUAAACAAUAAAGGUUAGCCCAAACAACUAAUGACUGUCCGCACCAGAGGGAAUACCCUUAUUUGCUUUCUUGCUGAGAGUUAGAUUAGAAUAUUGAUACCAAGACCAGACCAGUGCGAGUCCAACACUGCAGGACACGAUGACGUGGGAAAUGCUAACCAUAGGCACUCCUCAAAUUGAUCUGAAAGAGCCACAUUCCAAUAAAAAAACACCCACAGAAAAUUCUUCCACAUUCACCUCUUCCAUAAGUGUAUAAUGUUAAAAAUAAUCAAAAGGCAGUUCAAAUCCUGAGUCCUCUUUAUCUGAGACCAAGACAAGAACGAGUAAAAAUGCAGUCGAUUAUAAGACAUUGUCUGCUAGGUAUCGAGCUUGGUCAAAAGCCAAAAAAAGGUUUUCAACCACUGAUGAAUAUAUACAUACUGUGACGACACUGUCUGGCCAGUUAUCGAGUAUGAGAUGAUGAGAUGAAUAUAUCGGUCUGUUUCUCUACUGCUGCAUACAACCCGCAGGAUUCCCUUUAAGUCUGAGUGAUUGCUGGGCACCCCUGUGUGUCUUUAGUAGCCAUGCUGUGGUGUUUUGAAGUGUUUUUAACCCCUAGUGAGCUGGGUUCAGUGGAUCCUUGUUGUUGAGAACAGCCUCUUCCCCUGCGCUCCCUGAGGCAAAUGAAUGCGUUACUGGAAUCACAGUCGUUUGUCUUUACUGCAGUUUAAAUAGCAGAGCAGGUACUGUAUCUCCGGCUGUGUUGUGGUUUCGUCACUCAGAUCGCUGUCAGGAAACAGCAGAGCAGGGGCUCCAGCCCAAAAAAAAUUCUUAAAAGCCCAGAAUCUUUUAGUCCGAUUUUACUGUCUUUCAGAGGCUGUAGUGGGUUCCGUUUAAAGCUUGUGAAGCUAGAUAUAGCUAUCAUAUGAAACUAAAUAACGCUUCAAAGUUAAAGUUCAUUGAAGGCUACAUUUUGGCCAGGGAAAAACUGAUAUGGCCAUUUUUCAUGGGGUCCCUUGCCCUCUCACUUCCAGAUAUAUGAAUGAAAAUGGGUUCUAUGGGGACCCACAACUUUACAGACAUGUUCACUUUAUGAUAAUCCCAUGUAGUUUUUCCUUGGCAACUAUCAUGUUUUUCACAAAUGGUUUACAGAUUUUUAGGCAUUCUAUUAUCAAAUAGCUUGAAAAAUCUGACCGAUGUGACACCCAAAAUGUUGCUCCCUUCAUGUAUGACGCUAUAACCGUAUGUCUGCCAUCCACCAUCCUUAUUGUGGUGUUUUGUUGUGUGCAGUACAAGAGAAGCACAGUUAGUCUGAAGCAAAUAAACCUGGAUGACCAAUCAGAGGGCUAGAUGAUGAGGGGCUGAGGAGGAACAGGAUUGGACAGUAUGAAAAAGGGGACCUGUAUGAAAACGCUGAUUGGGUCCCAUCACUGCUAUCCAGUCCUUUAUUAGGAGUAAGAACAGAGGAGCAAGAGUAAAAAUGAACAAACAACAAAUACACACACACACACACACACACACACACACACACACACAUACACAGAGUUACCAUCACACUGCAGAGUGCCGAUGCAGAGAUUCAUGUCCGUAUAAACAGGGUCCCUCUGCCAUGCAAUAACUGUAGCACUCUCUUAAACACAUUAGUGUGAACAACACAUAUAAACAUAUUCAUUAAAUCUAUUGUCCUCCAGGUUUAUUUCCAUCGUGUUUACAUUUUCUGGUGCCUAGUACAGAGAAAAGUGGUUUCCGUGCAUUGAAAAAAAAAAAUAAUCCAGGAAUUUUUCUGUGUUCAUGUUUGUCCAAUGACUCUCAACUGUAAAAGUACUGUUUUAUCUUUUUGGAAUUUUAUUUGAUUGCUCCUUUUUUCUGUUCCAUGAUUUACAACAAGGUCAUUUGAAAUAAAGGCUGUUAUAUCCUG